AUGCCCAAGCAAACAGCAGUGACGAUUACUUUGGUGACCCUGCUGGGUGUUGCAGUGGGGGGCCUGGUUUUGUGGAAAGCAACCCAACGUCGGAAAGGAAAAGCAUGCUGUAGUAGUCAGCAAGAGGAAGCAGUUAUAAACUCGGGAGAUGAGAAACUGAUUAAGGCAGAGGAUAAGGAGGUGCUUUCCUUCUUCAGAUCUCCCAUCUUUUCCUGGGUAGAAAGGACCCUUGGUGCAGACAUAGUGAUAGUUUCAGAGCAGGAGGAGUGGGAUCGUGUUGAACCUUUGCUGAAGAAGGAGCUGGAGAAGUGGCCGGUACUUGGAAUUGAUUGUGAGUGGGUAUCUGUGGAGGGAAAAGCAAAUCCUGUAUCCCUCCUACAGAUGGCUUCUUCCAGUGGCCUCUGCAUUCUUGUUCGGUUGCCCAGGCUUCUUGCCAGUGGACACACUAUCCCAAAGACCCUGUUGGACAUCAUGGCAGAUUCUGCUGUGUUGAAAGUUGGGGUAGGAUGCUGGGAAGAUGCUUGCAAGUUACUUCAUGAUUAUGGUCUUCCAGUCAAAGGGAGUGUGGAUCUCCGGUAUUUAGCCAUGAGACAGCGGAAGGAUCUACUUCACAACUGCCUUAGCCUUAAGUCUUUAGCUGAAAAAGUCCUGAACUGCCCGCUUGACAAGUCUCCUCAUGUGCGUUGCAGCAACUGGGAGGCAGAAGAACUGACACAAGAUCAGGUUCUCUAUGCUGCUAGGGAUGCCCAGGUCUCAGUGGCUCUGUUCCUCCAUUUGCUGGGAUUUGCCAGUCUCCCUGCUACAUCUGAAGGUGAAAACGCUGUUGCUGCUUGGGAAAAAGCACUGUGUAAAUGCCGGGGCUUGGUGGAUAUCCCAUUUACAGGAAGAAGGAGUGGCAGCACAGGAGAGGAGAAGAGUGGAGAGGGACGCUCCCCUCAGAAAACAAAGAAUCGGAAAUCUUUGGUGAAUGGCCAGGCCUCUGGCAGUCAGCAAGUGAGAGAUCCACGGAGGCAGAAGCGGAAGCCACUAGGCAUGGGAUAUUCUGCACGAAAAUCUCCACUGUAUGACAACUGCUUCCUGCAUGCACCGGAUGGACAGCCCUUGUGCACUUGUGAUCGCAAGAAGGCUCAGUGGUAUCUGGACAAGGGGAUUGGAGAGCUAGUUAGCACAGACCCAUUUGUUGUGAAGCUGCGGUUUGAGCCUUCAGGACGUCCUGAGUCUCAAGUUGAUUAUUAUCUGACAGUCAAAGAGAACCUGUGUGUUGUAUGUGGCAAGCGAGAAUCCUAUAUCCG
Messenger RNA from Cariama cristata (Red-legged seriema), 1292 nucleotides. It is a transcript of the gene EXD2, whose product is annotated as exonuclease 3'-5' domain containing 2. Gene Ontology annotation, biological process: nucleobase-containing compound metabolic process. Lineage: Eukaryota; Metazoa; Chordata; Aves; Cariamiformes; Cariamidae. The record is from RefSeq and is a predicted model, not a curated record. Gene Ontology annotation, cellular component: nucleus; cytoplasm. Gene Ontology annotation, molecular function: nucleic acid binding; 3'-5' exonuclease activity. The annotation marks the transcript as partial. The transcript is spliced from 6 exons.